AUGAUCAAACACACCCUUAAAAUGUGGCCUAAAAUUAUUCUAUUUGGUGAUUCACAUACCCAACGAAGUUUUGAUCCAAACAAUGGAUGUUGGGGUGCAUUAUUGGCCAAUAAAUUUCAAAGAGUUUGCGACAUAAUACCACGAGGCUUUUCCGGUUACAAUACCCGAUGGUGUCGAAUAAUAAUGCCAAAAAUAUUUCAACAAUUCAAAGCGGAAGAGAUUGCCUGUGUAACAAUUUUACUUGGAUCUAAUGAUUCGGUACCCGUUUCAAGUGUUACCGGGCAACAUGUACCCGUCGAUGAAUAUCGUACCAAUAUGGUGGCAAUGAUAAAUUUUCUAACAUCAAUCGGUAUUGAUAAAAAUAAAAUCAUACUGAUUGCUCCACCAAAUAUGCAUCAAGAUUCAUUUAAACGUUGGUCAAUCGAACAGAAUCGUCCGAUCAUACCGGAAACAUGGGAAAAAGAUUUGGUCAAAUAUGUUGAUGCUUGUCGAUCGAUUGCAACAGAAAUGAAUUUAUCAUUAUUAGAUCUAUACACGGUAUUCAUGGCCGUCAAGAAUGAUAAUGAUAAAUUAUUCAACGAUGGUUUACAUCUAUCACGUGAUGGUGGCCAAUUACUUUAUGAUAAUCUAUUGCCAUUAAUAAUGGAACGUGUUGUUCGUAUCACCGGUAAACCAUUCACAGAUCAAUCAAUGCAAUAUCCAUAUUGGAGAGAUGUGAACACGGAUGAUCCGGAAAAAUCACUUCAUCCAUAAGAAUCAGGAAACAAAAUCUAAAUUGACGAUAUAAAAAUUCCAAAACUUUUGAAUAACAAAUCACCCUUAAAAUUAAUCAUCA
Molecule: messenger RNA, 835 nt
Organism: Dermatophagoides farinae (American house dust mite)
Lineage: Eukaryota; Metazoa; Arthropoda; Arachnida; Sarcoptiformes; Pyroglyphidae
Product: isoamyl acetate-hydrolyzing esterase 1 homolog
Source: RefSeq, a predicted model, not a curated record